UAUUCCUUUGCGUUGGGAAUGGUUGCUAUUGCGGCUUUUGUUUUAUGAUGGUAGAAUCAAAAUCUUUGAUCAUGGAUUAAAAACUAAAGUAUCUAACUCGUAGAUUUCAAAUUGUUUUUUUGCAACUUCUCAACAGCAGAGCAAAAGAUCACCAUGACCUGACGAUGCUCAAUGCCGGUAAAGCAUAAGUUUACACGUUGACAUAAUCUACGGAUAAAAGGAUACAGAAAAACUCCGCAAGUGCAGUUCACGAAUGGAUUCGAAAGUGAAAGCGUUUCGUGCCGGAGAUAUUAUUGUGGAAUGUGAACCCUGGGUGUGGGCAUUUCACUGGGGCACGGAAGACAAGUUUUGUGCAAAUUGUUUUCAAAUCUCCGAUAAUUUGCGCGCUUGCGCAAAGUGCCAGGUACAUCGGUAUUGUGGAGCGGAUUGCCAGCGCAGGGACUGGAAGAAGGAACACAGGCUAGAAUGCGCUAUGCUGAAACGUAUCAGCGUCUACAAACAGCAAAUGCAAACUGAAUCGCUGCUCGAAGCUUUGUGCAUCGCGGAAAUGAUGAUAUUACUCAAAGUCCUCAACAAACAUGAAUUUUCCGCGGACAGUGUCAUGAAGAACUUGAGGAACAUUCUUGCUAAUGCGCCAGCUUCCCACAGAAUUCCCAUACAGGCGACUUCUUCCGAGCUCCAGUCACCGGAGACCGCCGGUUCGAACGAGAAAGAAGCUGUAGCGCGAGAGAUUAUCUCCUUACUUGUAUCUGACAACGAUGGUCAUCUUCCGCAUUCGAGCCUGUCCCAAAUGGCGGCUGAAUUUCAGAAGCUUAGGCAGAAGCCAUACUUCCGUGGGUUAAUGGAGGCGGCGUUUCCCGGUAGACCAGACAUUAUCGAUAAACCUUUAUUCGAUUUGGAUAUUGCCGACAUCCACAAUCGAGUUCACUGUCGUAUGCUGACGAUGACCGACAGUUUAUCUCUGUCUUUCCCAGUCCAUUUUGGAGCAGGCCUGUUUCCCGGCGUCGAAAGAAACCGCAUCAUUUCGAAAUGUUCGGAUAAUAAUGCUGUUAUUAAGAUUCUUGGGAAGCGUUUGCGUAUGGUUGCAAUGGAGGAUAUUCCCAAGUAUUCUGGAUUGCAAGAUGUCAGAUGCUGCAACAUGGCUCACUUUCCAUUGAGCUGGCCUUUAAAGCAGCGCCGAGAAGUGUUCCAGCAGGCUUACGAAACAAUAUGCAACUGUCGGAAAUGCACGCCAGAAUUUGUACGUCAGGGUCGAGAUCGUUGGCUUUCUCCUACGACGCGCGACGACCGACUUAUCACGCGUCGAUUUAUCGACUUAUCACGCGUCGAUUUAUUCUUUUACCCGUCGUUGCAGGAAGCGGAGAUUAAUCCUCUCCGCUGUGUGACAAAAAAUUGCUCAGAACGCAUACCCAGCGACAAACGCGCCACACUGCGUUGUCAACGUUGUGGAGCCUGCAAUGGGUCCAGACUGCAAAAGUUGCAGAAGAUCACGAAGAAGUACGAAAAAUUGUUGGAUACGCUAGCUCUCAAUCAGCAACCCGAUCCCGAUAGCAACGAAAUGAUGUCUGAACGAAUUAAUUUUUUGCAAGACUUGGAUAAAGCUAGCAUUUUACAUACCGACGCUCAUCUUCGCUUUGUCCUGGGAUGGGAUGUGGCUAGGAAAAUUUACCCUGAAUAUCACCCGCAUUUGGCACUAUAUCUCCGUCAAGCUGGACUUUUCGCGGCGUUGUGGUUUGGACACCCGCUAUCAGAUGCCAAGUAUUUUGCGGUGCCGCUGAUUAAAAAGGCUAUGUCAGAGGGAAUUAACUGGCUAGCGGAAUCCUACAGGAUUUAUGUGAAACUGUGUGGAGAAAACUCUCACUUGGUCAGUGAACUAGAAGUAACAUUCGAAGCCGCAGCUGAAAUGUAUCGUCAGCUGCUCAGGAAGGAGGAGCAGGACGAGCACUCAAAAUUGUUGCGCGUGUUGCAGGAUAUGAGCUAUCACAAUAUGAUGGUAAUGUCGGGCAGUGAAAAUACAGUAACAGAUUCUGAGCCACGCACAUACUCGUACUUGCGGACUUUGGUAUUACUUUUUGUUUUGGCACUCAUUUGGUUUUACGUUUUAGAAUAACUCUCACGUAGCACUGUAGUCUACUGCGUGCAUUGUGCUCCUGUGAUCACAUUCUUACUGCUUCAUGGAAUGCUUCGUUCAAGCUCAUAUUUUCACCAGAUAGGCAACUUAAAAAUUGCUGGUUUAUUUAAGUACUCGCAUGGUUUCAUGAAUCCCAGACAAUCUUAGGACACAUGGAUAUCUGCUUUCCAAACUGGCUGAGGUAUUUAAAAAGGAAGAUUCGACUUCCGAUUGCUUAAACGUCAGAAAUCUGGAAGUACAAUGUACAUACACCGUCCAUGACACUACAAGCAUCGGACAGAAAAAUUAUGUAUAAUCAAAUAGCAUCUCGAAAAAUAAUAAAUCCUCACCACUGGUCCAUGGUCAGGCCGAUAUUUUUAUGGCGAUGGAGUCUGAGAGGAGUCCCUAAAUUUUCUGUCGGCAAUACCAGCGCGGCAGCGCCCCGUACGGAAGGUCAUCGGAACGAAUAAGUACCUGCUGGAUUUUCUUGCCUCCUGCUGGGUUCGCUAACUACAUCCAAUCACAGCAACGUCAUCAAGUAUCACGGUACCUUUUACUCUCUGAGGCUGAUAGAUAAUGUCCGCGACAUUUUUAAACGAUUUCCUUGUCGGUCGAACUGAGCAUUAGUUUAGGGUUCCACGCGAACAAUGCAAAUACGAGUGCGUACGCUCCUGCGCUUAGAAUACGAGGACCUUUGUACAUAGUUUGUCUGUUUGCAUUCCACGCACUAGUGAAUGUCUGGCCAUGGUAUUCAUUAAUAAGUUCCUCACAUUGUUUAAGUGCUCUUCAAAAAAGCGCCAAACCUACAUCGGCAAAUGCUGACCCCGAGUAAAACAGCUUGUAGGAAAAACGUUAGUUUAACGUGUAACUACCGUUAGGUGAACGGAUGUGUGUCAAUUUUAGCCGUCUCCUAACGUUUAACUAACGUUUUUUUUGCAAGUUGUUUUACUGGGGGACGGCACUUAUUAGUUACUUAUUUGCAACUUUUCAAUGUGCCACGCACGCAUUAGUCAGUAAACAGUCUCGUACCAUUCUGGCGCAGGCCUUUGCGUAGCAAACGCUAACAUUAUUGCUUUGUUUAUUAUAAGAUAAACACUAUUUCUGUCUGUUUUAAAGUGCGUCAAAUUGUUUACUCAGAAAUUAGCAACAGAAGGGCAAAAAAUGGGCACUGGAUGCGUACCUGUUACAAUUUAAGUACGUUAACUUUACUUUGGGUAAAGUUAACGUACUUAAAUUAUUUAUAUUAAGGAAUAUAUAUAGAUAUAAGGUAUAUAUAUAUAUACGAUUAUAAUACGAAUAACCCAACAAGUACAAAUUCCCGGAUGGAUACCACGGAAAAAGCUUUCCGUGCCGGAGAUAUUGUUGCGGAAUGCGAGCCUUGGGUCUGGACAUUUCAAUGGGGAAAGGAAGACAUAUUUUGUGCUGGUUGUUUCCAAUAUUCUGAUAAUCUGCGGGCCUGCUCCAGAUGUCAUGUACAUCGGUACUGUGGAGUGGAUUGUCAGCGCUGGGACUGGAAGAAGGAACAUCGAUGGGAAUGCGAUAUGUUAAAACGCAUCAGUAUGUACAAGCAGCAAAUACAACCUCAAUCGCUGACCGAGGCUUUGUGCACCACGGAAAUGAUGAUAUUACUCAAAAUCUCCAACAAGCUCCUGAAAAAUUCAGUGGAACAGCUACGAGGAUGGGUUGAUGCGGCAGCUUUCCACGGAAUCCCGCUUCUGGACACUUUUGUCAAGCUACAGUUGCUGGAGAUCACCGGGACGGACGACGUAGAAGUUGCCACACGAGAGAUUAUGUCUUUAUUCGAGCCCGAUAAUGAUGACCAUCUUCCUCAUUCGAGCCUGUCCAAAGUGGCGGCUGAGUUCCGGAAAACCAAAGAGACCCCACAAUUUCGCGGCUUGAUGAAGGCGACGUUUCCCGAAACGCCAGCCAUUGCUCACAGUUCCAGUUUGUUCAGUGUGGAUAUCGCCGACAUCCACGAUCGAAUUGAAUGUCGUAUUCUGACGAUCAUGGACUACGUGUCUCGAUCACGCCCCGUUUGCUUAGGAGCCGGGCUAUUUGCGGGGAUCGAAAGAAACCGUAUCAUAUCGAAUUGCUUGGAUAACAAUGCUGCAAUAGCAUUUCGUGGGAAGCGCUUGCAAAUGUUGGCAAUGGAAGAUAUCCUCAAGUACACUGGAUUACAAGAUGCAAGUCAUCGGAUACGCUUCUUUGGCUUCAACAUACAGUAUAUAGAUAUAAUAUAAUAUACGAGAUUAACAAUAUACAUAUCGAUAACACCAAAUCGCUAAUACGGCGCAUUAUA
Molecule: messenger RNA, 4409 nt
Organism: Paramacrobiotus metropolitanus
Lineage: Eukaryota; Metazoa; Tardigrada; Eutardigrada; Parachela; Macrobiotidae
Exons: 10
Coding region: 254-2110 (618 amino acids)
Cellular component (GO): nucleus
Molecular function (GO): protein binding
Source: RefSeq, a predicted model, not a curated record